This is a messenger RNA of Peronospora matthiolae, 3054 nucleotides long. The record is from the annotation of a GenBank genome assembly. Lineage: Eukaryota; Oomycota; Peronosporomycetes; Peronosporales; Peronosporaceae.
AUGCACAACCCUCCAUACGGACCACAGAACGGCCUCCCACCUCAACAGCAGCAGCAACCGCCUCCGCGCGCCAAUGGGGCCUUCCGUCCCUUCAAUCCCGCGCAAAUGAAUGCGCCACUCUCGGGUAGCAACAACCGCAGCGGACCCGUGAGUCAACCCGCUGCGGUGCCACCGCAGUCGUUGUUUCGGACCCCUCCGGCUCCGUUGAGCAGCAGUGGAGGCUACGGCCGUCCAGUCACUGGUGGAAACGGACCGCUGAAUAGAACUCCGGUACAGAACGGGCCUCCAGCUGUCAACUCUGGACUGCCAAUGGGACAAGGACGAUUUGCUGCUCCUCCUGGACCUUUUCCAGCUCCUGGAUCCAUGGACGACGGACUUACGCAGCAGUUUGCAACUAUGGGACUGCAGGGACGUCCGGGUGUAGCUGGGACGGGAUUUCAGAGAGGACCUUCGCCGCAGACACUUGGUCCUGUACCUGCUAUGGUUCACCAGCAGCAGAUGCAACAACAGCAGCAGAUGAGGGUGCCGCCAUCAGCUAUGAAUACGCCACAGCAGAUGAUGACGCCCCCACCAGUUCUAAAUCAGCAGAUGCAGCAGCAGCAGAUGCAGCCUCCAAUGAUAAACCAGCAGCAGCAGUCUCCAAUGAUGAAUCAUCAUCAGCAGCAGCAGCAGCCAUUGGCAGCAUACAGCAACAACCUACCGAGUGGAAAUUUCCAGCAACCUCAUGAGAUGACAAACGACGGAUACGGAGGACAGCCAGGGUUUCAAGGACAACCGAUGCAGCAGGAGGCUCCUUUGAGCGAAGCGAUGAUGGCGUCACAGUGCGACUCGCGUUUCAUGCGGCUCACUGUGAAAGCAUUGCCGCACUCGCUCGAGCACGCAACAAAUUCGAAGCUGACCUACGGACUCAUUAUCCGACCUUUGGCGCCGACCGAAACAGGACGUGACUUGGAUGUAGUGAAUUUUGGACCUGCUGGAGUCGUGCGUUGCCGCCACUGCCGCACAUACAUGAACCCGUUUGUUCAGUGGGUGGAUAAUGGCCGCCGUUGGCGGUGCAACCUGUGUGGAGUGUCGAAUGACGUUGCGAGCUCGUAUUUCUGCCACUUGGGCGUAAACCAGCUACGUCAAGAUCGAGAUGAGCGCCCGGAGCUUCAUUCAGGCAGUGUGGAGAUUGUUGCUCCGUCCGAGUACAUGAUGCGCCCUCCCCAGCCUCCGUGCUAUGUGUUUGUCAUUGAUGUUUCAGCCGCCGCGAUUGCAUCCGGCUCCGUUCAGGUCGCGAUCCUUACGAUCAGGGAACAGCUUGAUAAUCUUCCAGGUGCACCGCGGACGCGCAUCGGUUUCCUCACAUAUGACAGCACAAUUCACUUCUACAAUCUGAAGUCGACACUGAAGGCCCCACAGAUGAUGGUGGUUGCGGACCUUGAAGAACUCUUUAUCCCUAUCCCGGAUGAGUUGCUUGUAAACAUGAGCGACUCUCGUGAGGUUAUCGAGAUGUUGCUCGAAACGUUGCCGACUAUCCACCAGAAUUCAAACUCAGCUGAAACCGCAUUAGGACCUGCAAUCCGCGUUGCCUUCAAGCUAAUGUCGUCGAUUGGUGGUAAAAUGAUUGUCUUCCAGAACUCAUUGCCAUCGACUGGAAAUGGCGCGCUCCGAAACCGCGACAACCCUCGUGUUUACGGAACAGACAAGGAACAUACUCUGCUUCAGGCCACGGAUACAUUCUACCGCACGAAUGCCAUUGACUUUUGUCGGCAACAAGUCAGCGUGGACUUGUUCCUAUUCUCCUCGAUGUACACUGAUAUCGCCUCCAUGGGCUCUCUAUCAAAAUACUCAGCAGGUCAGGUUUACUACUAUCCGGCUUUUAACGCUGAGCGAGACGGGGAGAAGUUUAGCAAAGAGCUGGCGCACUGCCUCGUUCGCGAGACUGCUUGGGAGGCUGUGAUGCGCGUUCGCUGCACAAAGGGAAUGCGUCUCGCAAAUUUUUACGGCAAUUUCUUUUUGCGUGGACCGGAUCUACUUGCGCUCCCGACGUGCAACGCAGAUUCGACUUUUGCAGUAGAGAUUACGCACAGUGAUGCGCUUUUGACAUCCUCGACGAUCUCCGUACAGGCUGGCCUGCUGUACACAAACUCGGGCGGCGAACGACGUAUCCGUGUGCAUACCGUUUGCAUUCCAGUUACUAAGCUGUUCGCGGAGCUCUUCCGCCAGGUCGAUCAAGACGCGCUGUGCAACAUCAUGGCCAAAAAUGCACUGGAAGUUGCGCUCAAGACUGGCCUGGACAGUGGUCGAUCGCGAUUGCAGACACAGUGCGUGGAUAUCGUCCGUGCCUAUCGCAAUUCUGGUACAUACGGUGCCAAGCAAUCCUCUGGUUACCAAUUACACUUGCCAGAGUCUAUGCAGCUUCUGCCUCUGUACAUCAUGUCUCUCAUGAAGAACUCGGUUUUGCGCGGCGGCACCGACCUGAGUGCGGAUGAGCGCACAUUUGUGCAGUAUGAGUUGAACAACAUGCCUGUCGAGCUAUCGCGGGUGUUUAUCUAUCCUCGAAUGUUUGCUCUGCACAACAUGCCGCCUGGAGCGGGUCUGCCAGCUGCAGAAGCCCGAACUACCGAAGACGCACAGGGUGCCGACGCUACGUCGAUUGUGCUCCCACCAGUGGUCAACCUUACGAUCGAACGGCUGCAGUGCGACGGGGUGUUCUUGCUCGACGACGCACUGAGUCUGUAUCUAUGGGUUGGCCGGUCAGCUUCACCUGAACUGCUAGAGAGUCUAUUUGGCGCUCCUUCUAUGGAGGGCUUGGAUUGCAGUCAGUUGAAACUUCUGGCCCCACACGACGAGACGAGCAAUCGCGUGGAUGCCAUUCUUUCGGCCAUCCGCGCGGAACGGUUGCCUCGCCAGAAUGUGGUUAUCAUGCGGGAGGGCGAUCCAGCAGAGGGUCGUUUUUUCUGGAAGCUCGUAGAAGACCGGGCCAGCUUUCCCGGUGGCCAGUGCUCGUACUCGGAGUUCCUGGGCCAGAUCAAUCGCCUGAGUCUCUCAGGUGCAACUGGCGGAAGAUAG